GCAAUACGUACAAAAAUUUAAUAAAAGCUUUACACGAAAGCAUUUUAUACAGUUGACACCAAACCCUAACCUGUAACAAACCAAGACCUGAAAUCCCCCAAAACCCUAAUUUCAAUCAGAACAACCAUCUCUCUCUCUUUCUCUCUCUAAAGAUGCUCCGAUAGUCUCCACAUUGCCUCUCCAUUUCCCCGUUGUCUCGUUAUAUAUACACACACACACAAUUAGAUAUAUAAACAUUUUCUCUCUCUAGAACUAUGUCUCUCGAUGGCGCUGUGGAUCGGAGAAAGGAGAAUCACACAGCAGCAGGUACUGGCAACGGGAACGGCGUCGUUGUGGCGAGCUUGCCGUCGUACUCGACGCAUCGUCUUCGGUUGAAUCCGAACACAGAUCACAAGCCGGACAGCUACGAGGACCUUCAAUUGGACUUCACUCCUCUGCUCUUCAGCUCUCUGGAGAGGUACCUACCUCCGAGCUUGUUGAAUGUGUCGCGCGACGCUAAGGUUCAGUACAUGAGGGAAAUUCUGGUCCGCUAUUCAUCUGAAGGCGAGCGUACUCGAGUCCAGAGGCAUAGAGAAUACAGGCAGAAGAUUAUUUCAAACUAUCAGCCUAUGCAUAGAGAGCUAUAUACUAUGCACGCAACAAACUUCUUUGUCCCCUCUUUUCUCAUGGCAAUCAAGGAUAAUACGGAGGAAAGUUUUAGAAAUAUGAUGUCUGAACCCUCCCCUGGGGUUUUUACAUUUGAAAUGCUGCAACCACGCUUCUGUGAAUUGUUGCUGUCUGAGGUAGAAAAUUUCGAAAAAUGGGUUCGUGAAACAAAAUUCAGAAUCAUGCGCCCAAACACAAUGAAUAAAUAUGGUGCUGUUCUUGAUGACUUUGGCAUGGAAACCAUGCUUGAAAAGUUGAUGGAAGACUUCAUACGUCCUAUAUCACGAGUUUUCUUUUCUGAAGUUGGUGGCUCCACGUUGGAUUCUCAUCAUGGUUUUAUAGUUGAAUAUGGAAUGGAUAGAGAUGUUGACCUCGGUUUUCAUGUGGAUGACUCAGAAGUCACUUUGAAUGUUUGCUUGGGGAAGCAAUUUUCUGGUGGAGAAUUGUUCUUCCGAGGUGUGAGGUGUGAUAAGCAUGUAAAUACAGAAACUCAGCCAGAGGUAUGCAAUAAACUUACACUCUCUUAUCUUCAAUAUGGGUUUCCUCCUCCAAUGCUUGUAUCGAUGCCUAUGAGUGUUGUUUUUGAUGACUAGAAGGAGGCUGUGUCCUCUUAUUCCUAGAGCAAUAUAUAGCCUCCUAUGUUGUUGAAGCCCCUUUCAGUUGAUGACAGAAUUGGAUAUGGUUUUGAUGGUUGCACUUAUGGGAAUCUGAGCCAAAUCGCUAUACAGAGGUGUUUUCAAAAGCGAUAUAGAAGCUCUACUCUUUCCUUUUGUAGACCAGUUGGAUCUGUUUUUGUUUUUAAAGAAGAGGUUAUAUCUCUCCUGAAAGGCCUCAGGAAAGCUUCUUUUUGGGUGUCUCACAUUGCCUAAUGGAGGAAGAAACUGAGGUGGUGGUUGAUUAGAUUCAAUCUCGAUCUCAGUUUAGUUUGCCUCCUAAAUGGAUAUUUCAUGAAAGAUGCUUGAUAUUUCCCGCAACUCUUCAGGCAGUGAGCAUAUGGGUUCCAAGAAGGGAGCUUCCAGGACGAGGCCACAUUUCUGGCCUCUUUUGAGUUUGCUUUAGGAACUCAUGUUUUGAGGUGUUGGGUGGGGUUUGUAGGGAUUGGUGGGACUUUAAAUUUUUUUGAGUCACUCUUUUGAUAUUCCUAUUCUCCUUUCAACUGUGAAGGAUUCUUACCCUUCAAGCCUCUGCAUCUUUAUUUAUCCUUAAUCAAUUUUCUUGUUUCUUAUGACAAAAAGAAUAUCCAGAAAGAGUUUUGAGUCUUGAUAGGACUAGAUUAAACAAACAUUGAUUUAAAAGUAAAAAGAAACUUAUUUUAGAGAUUUGAUAUGAAAUAAGAAUGAAGUGUGUAUAAUGUGAUUUAGGCCUUAAAAAAGGAGUAUCGCGUAACAAAGAGAUCGCGUUGAACUGUUCCGACAUAGAUCUGUAAUUAUUGAUUGUCUUUCCUAAAUAUUUUUUUUAAUCUGUGUUUAAUUCCAAGAUAGGGCUCAUUUUACUACUCAUUUAAUUUUCUAAGCAUGAACUUGAUGUUAAGAACAUUUCGGAUGGUUGACAUGCAAAAACUUUGUUCCAUUGUUUGAAUUAAUUUGGUAGAAAUAAACAUAUCAGUUAUUAAUAUCCAAAAGAUCCUGCUCUAAGUUGAGUUACGUAUCACCAAAGCCUUGGCAGGCUCCCACUGGUGAUACCUUAGGACUGCUCUAAAUUUGAUAUAAUUGGUGGGUUGCACGGGCAUCUAAAAUGCCUUGUAAAAGUAAGUGGCCUGGUUACAACCGUUAAUGACUUUUUUAUUCAAUCAUUAAAUGGAGUGCUCACUAUAUAUCUUUUCUACUUGUAACUUCCACCAAAUUUUUAGGCAUAACUUGUAUUGCUUUGCAAUUUAUUACAAUUCAACUCAGUUGUUUCUGUUCAUCUAGGCUUUUAGAUUGAUUAUUGAAAAAUAUUCAAUUAUAGUUUGUGCUAUACAUGGAAUUGGUCGGUGCAGUUCAAGAUACAUAAGCUCAACUUUAUUGUAGAAUUUUAGUAUAUUAUGAUCCC
Cornus florida is the source of this 2676-nucleotide messenger RNA. Its product is annotated as 2-oxoglutarate and iron-dependent oxygenase domain-containing protein CP2-like. The record is from RefSeq and is a predicted model, not a curated record. NCBI's taxonomy places the organism in Eukaryota, Viridiplantae, Streptophyta, Magnoliopsida, Cornales, Cornaceae. The coding region runs from base 255 to 1238 and encodes 327 amino acids. The transcript has 7 exons. Gene Ontology annotation, molecular function: L-ascorbic acid binding; oxidoreductase activity, acting on paired donors, with incorporation or reduction of molecular oxygen; iron ion binding.